UAGAAUUUCCAACAUAAGGCAGCAUUCAGGCCACGGCACAGGACAAUACGAUGAGUGGUUGUGUUUAGGUCCGGGUUAAAACAUAUCUGGGAUACUUUUUUUUUUAAUUUUUGUUUUCAUUUUUUAUUUUUGACAUUUGAGUCUUUCACCUUUUAUUUGGAGUUCUUUUUUUUUUGCAUCGUUUUGUCAUGAUGCGGAUACUCGCUGCGGCAAUCCUCUUGUUGUCGCUUCUGAAAGUGUCUGUGUGUAUUCAGGUGAAUGUUGCCCAGACGGAGCGCAGCACUCCUCUUUUUGGCUCUGUGAUUCUCCGCUGUGACUUCUCCACCUCUGCAAAUCCCCAAGAGGUCAUCCUUACCUGGAGGUUCAAGUCCUUCUGCAAGGACCCGGUUCUGGAGUACUACUCCACAGCAUACCAGUCUGCACUACAGCUAGGGCAGGAUCCAGCCAAUGACUGUCCAGAUCGUCAGAGGACAGUGCGCACUGUGGUCCAGAAGAGAGGGACCAAUGAGCCCAUACUGGGAGCAGAGUACAGGGAACGCAGGAUCACCGUCCAAAAUAAGGCAGACCUGGUGAUCAAUGAGGUGAUGUGGUGGGACAACGGCGUCUACUUUUGCAGCGUUGAGGCUCCUGGAGACACCACUGGAGACUCUGACAAAGAAGUCAAGCUCAUUGUCUACCAUUGGUUAACUGUGUUGGGAAUCGUCCUCGGCGGCGUCCUCCUCAUCAUCCUCUUGGGUAUCUGCUGCUGCCAGUGCUGCCCCCAGAAAUGCUGCUGCUACGUUCGCUGUCCCUGCUGCCCACAGAGAUGCUGCUGUCCUGAAAAAGCGGUGAUGCAGUAUCGUAUGAUGAAGGACGCUCAGCGGGCCAUGGGCCCCUGGAUGGGAGGACAGCCAGUGUAUGCACCAAUGACAAACGCCUCCUCGCAGAUGAACCCACUGCUCUACGCAGGAUCUGUUUCAGGGAAGAACAUUCCUAUGAACCCAAUGCCGCUCCCCCCUCCUCAGUCUACAGCUUACAGCAUGCCUGUUCCCAGUGUCCACGGCAGCCACAGCCACACCCCCGCCAAUACCAAUAACAUGCUUGAUUACCUGGAGAACCAGGUGAGGGGGAUGGACAUGACCAGUCCUCUGCUACAGUCCCAGCCACCUCCACAUAUGCACAUGCAGCAGGCCCCGCCUCCUCCGCAGCACAUGACCCACAACAUCCCAUUUUCCCCCGGCCCCCCCAGCAUGAUCUCUGCCCUCGACGACGCGCCAACGGAGCGUCGCAUCAUUACACUUCCCCCCAUACGGGAGCAGGGCAGAAAUCCGCCCCCUGCGCCCAAGUCUCGCCCCCCGAGCUCUAGCGAGAGCAGCCGCAGCGGCUUCGGCCGUCACGACGAUCGAGGGGGAGCGGGGAGACGUUAUCCUUCGCCCCCCAGGUCAAGAGGCAUCCCCCGGAGCUACAGCGAGGAAUCCCUGGACGGGCGGAGUCGCAGCAGGGCGCGCGGGGGCAUGGACCGCCCUCGCUCCCGGUCCAGGGAUGACUUGUUUGACAGCAGGUCCAGAGGAAACUACUCCCCCCCGGCGUCUCGACGUUCAAGAGGUUCCUGGAGCUCAGAUGAUGAGGGCAGCAGCAGGAGAGGUGGAGGAGGAGGGGGAGGAGGAGGAGGAGGAGGGAGAAGAGGAGGCGGAGGCGGAGGCUGGAGUGACAGACCUCCCGGCUACACCGAGUAUGAGCCGGGACAGAAACCAGGAGGACGGAGGAACUACUCUGACAAGAGUUCUCGCAGUGGUACCAGCGUCGUCAUCUGAGCCCUCCAGCUGUGAAACGCCCUGUGACCUCUGUUCCAGAGAACACGCACAACUCGCUGGCCUUGUCUGGUUACUGGUAAACUGUUUUAAAAAAGGGCCGACGUUUUUAUCUAUUAAAAUUAAUAAUGCACUAAAUGUUUUAUUACCCUUUGAUAGGUGAAAAUAUCACAGAAGGACUCAUACAUUAUGAAAGUCUCAUACAUCCCUGAUAAUCCUACUCAAAGUGUGCAGGUGGUAAGCAAAUGCGAUGAUUUUUAGAUACUGGUUGAAGACCACAAACAAGAUAAUACUUCCAUCUGCUGGUUGGUUGUUGUAAUGAAAAUAUUGUGACGGGACCUGCACCAAAGUCCUCCUGUUGAAUUAGUUCAUAUGUUGCAUGUGCUCUUAAUUUGGCACUACAUUUAAGCUUUAAUUUGAUGUAGCCACAAGACAAAAAUCUAUGAAGUGCAGAAGAAAAUGACUCUCAGGGCCAGUAAACUUUUUUUUUUUAACAAUUGCUGUUACAUUAGCCUAGAACUCGUUAAACCUACACAAAUAUGAAAAAAAUAAAAAUUAAACAAAACUGGUGAACACUAAAAUUAGUUUGUAGCUUUUAAACACUUUUGUAAAUAUGUUUUUAUUAUUUGUCAUAUUUCCUGGAUGUCUUGAAGCGACUAUAGUGCUUUUGUUUUACUGAUGUUUUUGAAUGAAAGUGUGUGUGCACCAUAAGCCAGCUGGUUUUAAAACUGUAUAAGGUGGACUGUGUAUUUAAAAUGUGUGCUCAUCAAUAGAUGUAGUGCUAAGGUAAAAAAUAGUAACUGACCUGAUGCGGAUGCAGGAAACGAAUGUUGUGAGUUUCUUUAUUUUUUACCGUUUUAGCACAAUAUAAAAAUGCAAAUUUUUUUUUUUUUUUUUUUGGACUGUUUUUGACAGUUUUGGAAACACAUCAUGUUUCACUUUAAUGGUACGUUUCAGGAAUACUCGGUGAAGUAAAAAUCACUUAGAUUUAGAAUUUAAGCUUUUGACUUUAAUUAAUGUUCAUUACAAUAUUUUUCUCUUGUUUUUACACUGUACAGCCAGUUUGUGUCUAUUAAUAAUAUUGAUAAUAAAGUUUGCCCUUUGGGUACACCAAAA
Mugil cephalus (flathead mullet) is the source of this 2906-nucleotide messenger RNA. RefSeq names its product immunoglobulin-like domain-containing receptor 1. Lineage: Eukaryota; Metazoa; Chordata; Actinopteri; Mugiliformes; Mugilidae. Gene Ontology annotation, molecular function: high-density lipoprotein particle receptor activity. The record is from RefSeq and is a predicted model, not a curated record. The transcript is spliced from 9 exons. Gene Ontology annotation, cellular component: plasma membrane. Bases 189 to 1793 code for a protein of 534 amino acids.